UUGGUGGUGGGGAGAGAGAUAGAUAAAGCAUUGGAGAUGAGGCAGUAACGUGGCCAGCUUUAGGACGACAGGAUUGAUUAGGAAAUGUACGAAUAGUAUUAUUAAUAUUAUUAUUAGUUGGAUUGGGAUUCUUUCUUCUUCUUCUUCUUCUUCUUCUUCUUUUUGUUUGGGUUUGUGGGUUUGGGGGUGGCGGUUUUUAUAGUUAAUAACAAUGGCAACGAGGCAUUUUGUCCCAAACCCAAAUAUUUUUCAACUUUCUACUACUUAUACUCUCAGAUCCAGGACCAGAAGUGGGAGAAGAAUUAAGGCACAGAAUUCCUCAAAAAAUGGCGAGGAGGUGGAAGUGGAAGAGAAGAGCAAGAGAAGCUUUGGAAAGGCAGAGGCAGAUGUGGUAGUGGUAGGAAGUGGAAUUGGUGGACUGUGCUGCGCUGGGCUAUUAGCAAGAUACCAGCAAGAUGUCCUCGUUUUGGAAAGCCAUGAUCUACCUGGUGGUGCUGCCCAUUCUUUUCACAUUAAUGGUUACAAAUUCGACUCGGGCCCCUCUUUGUUCUCUGGUUUGCAAUCCAGAGGUCCCCAGGCCAACCCACUUGCCCAAGUUCUGGACGCACUGGGCGAGAAACUUCCUUGUGCCAACUAUGAUUCUUGGAUGGUCUACGUACCCGAAGGUGAAUUCUUGUCACGCAUUGGCCCCACUGAAUUUUUCAAGGACCUUGAGAAAUAUGCAACUCCAAAUGCCGUUCGAGAAUGGCAAAAGCUUCUUGAUGCAGUUCUUCCACUGUCUGCUGCUGCAAUGGCUCUGCCUCCUCUUUCUAUCAGAGGGGACUGGGGUGUUCUCUCGACUGCUGCGGCCAGAUACAGUCCCUCCCUUUUGAAAUCUUUUAUCGAAAUGGGACCUCAGGGAGCUCUCGGUGCUGCAAAACUUCUGCGACCUUUCUCAGAAAUCAUCGACUCAUUAGGGCUGAGAGAUCCCUUUAUACGCAACUGGGUUGACUUACUGUCUUUCUUGCUUGCUGGGGUGAAAUCUAAUGGUAUACUCUCAGCAGAGAUGGUAUACAUGUUUGCAGAAUGGUACAGGCCGGGGUGUUGUCUUGAGUACCCAAUUCAUGGAAGUGGGGGAGUUGUUGAUGCUCUUAUUCGUGGAUUGCACAAGUUUGGCGGACGGCUUUCUCUAAGAAGUCAUGUGGAUAAGAUUGUUGUUGAAAACGGUCGAGCCACUGGAGUGAAGCUAAGAAACGGCAAAUUUAUACGUGCUAAAAAGGCCGUUGUGAGCAAUGCAUCCAUGUGGGACACAUUAAAUCUAUUACCGAGGGAAGCUGUUCCAAGGGCAUAUCAGGAGAGGAUCAAGACGACGCCACAAUGCGAAUCCUUCAUGCAUCUCCAUCUGGGGUUUGAUGCAGAGGGUAUACGCGAGGACUUGGGCAUUCAUCACAUUGUAGUAAAUGAUUGGAAGAGAGGAGUUGAUGCGGAUCAGAAUGUUGUAUUGAUAUCAGUGCCGAGCGCAGUGAGCCCUCAUGUAGCACCGCCGGGGAAACACGUGCUGCAUGCUUAUUUGCCAGGAACAGAACCUUUUCAACUGUGGCAAGGACUAGAGCGCGGCAGCAGUGCAUACAGGAAUCUGAAAAGGGAAAGAGCAGAGGUUUUGUGGAGAGCUGUGGAGAGGGCACUUGGACCGGGGUUUAGGCGAGAGAAAUGCGAGGUGAAGCUGGUUGGGUCUCCACUGACCCAUCAGAGGUUUCUAAGAAGAAACAGAGGAACAUAUGGACCAGCCAUUGAAGCUGGUAAAGCCUCUUUUCCUGGACACACCACUCCUGUCUCACGCCUUUUCUGCUGCGGUGACUCCACUUUUCCUGGCAUUGGUGUCCCUGCCGUUGCUGCUAGCGGUGCUAUUGUCGCCAAUUCACUUGUUUCUGUUUCUCAACACUCACGCCUACUCGAUGCCAUUGGAAUUUGAUCAUCAUAAUCAUCAUCAUCACGUCAUAUCUUUCUUUCUUAAUUAAAUUAACUAACUAAUUAAUGCGGCGUAUAUACUCUUUUACUCUAUCUUAAUUUAUAUAUAUAAA
Molecule: messenger RNA, 2060 nt
Organism: Ziziphus jujuba (common jujube)
Lineage: Eukaryota; Viridiplantae; Streptophyta; Magnoliopsida; Rosales; Rhamnaceae
Product: prolycopene isomerase, chloroplastic
Exons: 7
Coding region: 212-1951 (579 amino acids)
Biological process (GO): carotenoid metabolic process
Molecular function (GO): oxidoreductase activity
Source: RefSeq, a predicted model, not a curated record